Molecule: messenger RNA, 1140 nt
Organism: Spinacia oleracea (spinach)
Lineage: Eukaryota; Viridiplantae; Streptophyta; Magnoliopsida; Caryophyllales; Amaranthaceae
Product: dehydration-responsive element-binding protein 1E-like
Exons: 1
Coding region: 177-866 (229 amino acids)
Biological process (GO): regulation of DNA-templated transcription
Molecular function (GO): DNA binding; DNA-binding transcription factor activity
Source: RefSeq, a predicted model, not a curated record
CGAUUUAUGUUCUCCAACACUAAUACAAAACACUUCCAAAAACAGAACAACAACAAAGCAAAAGCAAGAUCAAUACUCCAGCUCAAAAAGUUACUAGUCAUACUCAAACAGUCAAACUAGAAAGAAGUAGAACAACAAGAACAACCAAACUUCAAUAUAUAACAUCAACAUCAACAAUGGAAAUGUUCAGCCACCACAACAACGGCGGCGCGUGUUCACCAUACGACGGCAUGAGCCCGAACUCCAACUCUACAGACGAAGAGGGGCUCAUGCUGGCGUCAGCAUACCCGAAGAAACGGGCGGGUCGGAAGAAGUUUAAGGAAACCCGGCACCCGAUUUUCCGGGGGAUCCGACAGCGUAACAACGGGAAAUGGGUUUGCGAAGUGAGGGAACCGAAUAAGAAGACGAGAAUAUGGUUAGGUACUUUCCCAACUGCUGACAUGGCAGCAAGAGCUCAUGACGUGGCAGCAAUGGCACUCCGUGGUCGUUCUGGUGCUUGUCUUAACUUUGCUGACUCAGCAUGGCGGUUACCAAUCCCUGCUUCCUCCGAUACGAAAGAUAUUCAGCGCGCUGCGGCGGAGGCGGCGGAGUUAUUCCGGCCUCAACCGCCGCCUUCUGAGGAGGAGGAAACGGUGGCUGAACAACCGGAAACGGCGGCGGGAACUUCUAAUUCCACCAAUAUGAGUUUUAGUAAUAAUGCGGAGUUGUAUAUGGAUUAUGAAUCAGAGAUGAGUUCACCCGGUAUGAUUGCUGAAAUGUACCAUGGGAUGGGAAUGCUUCCUCCACCUUCUGAUCAUUUUACCGGUUGGACCGGUAAUUACGAAGAAGAAGGAACCGAUUUGCCACUCUGGAAUUUCUCGAUUUAGAAAGGGAAAAAAAAAGUGAAAAAUUUAUCUAUUUUUUAGUGAAUAAAAAUUUAGGAUCAAAAUUUUUUGUAUUUAUUAUGUAAGAAGAAGAAAAAAAAGUGUUCGUUUGUUCGUUAGAGGUAAGAGGUAAUAAUUAAUUAGAACAGAGUAUUACAGAGUAUGGAGUAUUAAUUAGUCUAGGGAGUAUUGCGGAGUACUGUACUAGCAUAAUUUUUGUAAGUCAGCCGUUACCGAAUUUUUUAAUUGGUAUAGGUGGUAUGCAAGUAUUGUUACA